UCUGCUUUUGCGGGGCCUUUAAUACAACGCAACUGCCACAGUCGUCCUCUUUCAACUUCUCCUCUACCCUCUUCUUCUUCGUCUUACUUUCUUCUUCUUCUUCCUCCUUCUCUUUCUCUCUACCUAAACCACAGAUUCAAAUUCAAACACAAACCCACCAGACCCUUUUCUCACAGCAUCACAACCCACUUUUUUUUGUUUUUGACUAUUUCCCAACUGAAAAAUCAUGAAGCCUCCCAAACCGGCCUUCGCGACUACUGUCUUGGUGGUGUUGUGUACUUGUCUCACCUUGGCCGCCAGCUACGAUCUGGCUUCCGACAGACAGGCUCUGUUGAGUUUCCGAGAUAACGUUGGAGGCCGCUCGACGUUUUGGAAUGUGACGGAGACCAACCCCUGUUCUUGGUCUGGUGUGACGUGCUUGUCGGACCGAGUCACUGAGUUACGCGCUCCCGGUUGGGGACUCAAUGGCCCGCUGCCUCUCGGUCUCGGCAACUUGACCCAACUCCAAGCUCUGUCUCUCCGCAAAAACGCGCUUUACGGCUCAAUUCCUCCCGACUUUGUCAACCUCGUCAAUCUGCACAACCUCUACUUGACAGGUAACAGGUUUUCGGGUCCAAUUCCUGACUUUAUCUUCGGUUUGCAGAGCCUGGAGAGGUUGCAUAUCUCUCAGAAUAACUUUUCCGGUGAAAUUUCUCCCCGGUUUAAUAAUUUGACGAGGUUGGUGUCCCUGCAUUUGGAGGAGAACCAGCUUAAUGGGUCAAUCCCGGAGUUGGAUAUGCCGGCUCUUGGACAGUUCAAUGUAUCUUAUAACCGGCUAAACGGGUCGGUACCCGCAAAGCUUUCCCGCUGGCCGGUGGGUGCCUUUGCAGGGAACUUGCAGCUGUGCGGGAAGCCGAUGACGGCCUGUAAUGGGACUGAGAGUGGGAGUGGGAGUGGGAGUAAGAAGAAGUUGUCAGGUGGAGCAAUUGCAGGGAUCGUGAUAGGUUGCGUAAUUGGAUUUUUUAUCAUUGUUGCCAUUUUGUACUUUUUGUGUGGAAGAAAGAAAAAUGGGGAAAAGGGUGCUAAUUAUGCUGCGCCGCGGCGUGUUCCGGCGGUUGAAGUCCCAAAGAGAUCAUUGGAUACCGAGCGUUCGAGUGCUGAUUACUCUUCUGGCCAAAAAGGGAGUGUGAGUGGUAAGAACUUGGUGUUUUUUGGGAAUGCGGUGAAGGUGUUUGAUUUGGAGGAUUUGUUGAGGGCAUCGGCUGAGGUACUUGGGAAGGGGACUUUCGGGACGGCGUAUAAGGCGGCUUUGGAAAUGGGGGUGGCCAUGGCAGUGAAGAGGUUGAAGGAAGUGACUGUAUCGGACAACCAAUUUAAGGAGAAGAUUGAUCAGAUUGGGAAUAUGGAUCAUGUGAACUUGGUGCCACUCAGGGCUUACUAUUAUAGCAGAGACGAGAAGCUUCUGGUUUAUGAUUACAUGCCUAUGGGAAGCUUGUCUGCUCUUUUACAUGGAAACAGAGGCUCUGGAAGAACUCCAUUGAAUUGGGAAACAAGGUGUGGCAUUGCUGUCGGAGCUGCUCGUGCAAUCACAUACUUGCACUCUCAUGGUCCCACAAUCUCCCAUGGAAACAUCAAAUCUUCAAACAUUCUUCUCUCUUCGUCUUAUGAAGCUCGCGUCUCUGACUUUUGCCUUGCUCAGUUUGCAAGCCCAACCGCUACUCCCAACCGCAUUUCUGGUUAUCGUGCUCCAGAAGUCACAGAUACUAAUAAAGUAACCCAAAAGGCAGAUGUUUACAGCUUUGGUGUGUUGCUAUUGGAGCUGCUUACAGGGAAGCCUCCAACCCAAUCCCUCAUGACUGAGGAAGGAGUAGACCUUCCAAGAUGGGUUCACUCUGUUGUUCGAGAGGAGUGGACUGUGGAGGUGUUUGACCUUGAGCUUCUCAGGUACCAGAAUGUUGAGGACGAAAUGGUUCAGAUUUUACAGAUUGCACUUGAAUGUACUGUUCAGCACCCUGAUAAGCGGCCUUCAAUGGCUGAAGUGACUAGCCAGAUUGAGGAGCUUUAUAGUGCCAGCUUGAAGCAUGGACAAGAUGAAAAUCAGGUGGAUGAUGGGAUUUCUCAGCAGUAUUUCUCAACUGACACACACAUCAAGUAAAGGAUUGAAGAAAGUUCGGCAUUCUUCCUGUGUUGCUCUACUUGUCAGGCUCAGGCAUGAUUAAUCAUUUGUUUAUUCUUGGUUUAUCCUAAAACAAAAUUACAGACAGGAUCCUCCUUUUCGCAUUUUGGUUUUCACCUUCAUACUUAUUUUCUUCUAGUAAUAUUCUUUAAUCCUCCUUUAUUUUACUCUUUAUGUUGUACUUUUUUUUAUGCUGUAUUUGGAGGGGGAUAUCAGUAUUCUUAUUUAUGACGCGGUGGUCUGCGUUGCAAAUUCUGAAUAUCAGAGUGGUGCUCUUGCCUCUAUUCCA
Messenger RNA from Rosa rugosa (rugosa rose), 2444 nucleotides. Its product is annotated as probable inactive receptor kinase RLK902. The record is from RefSeq and is a predicted model, not a curated record. Lineage: Eukaryota; Viridiplantae; Streptophyta; Magnoliopsida; Rosales; Rosaceae. Gene Ontology annotation, molecular function: protein kinase activity; ATP binding; protein binding. Gene Ontology annotation, biological process: protein phosphorylation. The transcript has 2 exons. The coding region runs from base 227 to 2134 and encodes 635 amino acids.